Molecule: messenger RNA, 564 nt
Organism: Coniosporium apollinis CBS 100218
Lineage: Eukaryota; Fungi; Ascomycota; Dothideomycetes
Exons: 3
Coding region: 1-564 (187 amino acids)
Source: RefSeq, a predicted model, not a curated record
AUGUCUUCCCAAGCGACCGAUCUCGACAAGGUCAACCCAAAAGCCGGCCCUCACUGUGACCAUGCCGCCAAUGACGACGGCGGUGACAUGCAGCGUCAGAAUCUGCCAGAAGCUAAAGUGAUGGAUGAAGCACAUAAGAGUGAGACAGCCGAGAAGAAGGAUUCCACCAGUUCUGAGGUCGUAGUAGACGAUUGUUUAGCGACUGAGGUGUAUUCUACGAUGCUCAACGACCUAUCUGUCACGCUUGAAGUCCGUGUCCGAACUUACGAUGAGCGUGAUGUGAAGGUCACAGUCGGAGCUGAGGUGUACCAUUACAAGCUGACGAAAGCGGAGACUAAAUCGUUGGUUGAGGAAUUGGAAAAGCAAGUGUCAAUGCUGGCUACAACCGAGAAGCUGCGAGAUGAACUCAGGGCAGGAUUGCGAAGACCAUUAGCCGAAUGGUUAGCUGAUGUCGAGGAGGGGAUCAACAAGCUCUCCGAAAACGGACUUCCAGAAAUGGCACCGCUCAUCGCAGAAGUUCGGGCUCACGUUGCGGCUUUGAAGGCGGAACGUGGAUUGAGCUGA